CUCCUCUUUCCGCCAUAUUGACGAACCGGCAUUAUGGUGCGCAUGAACGUUCUUGCUGAUGCCCUUACAAGCAUCAACAAUGCAGAGAAACGUGGAAAACGCCAGGUUCUCAUCCGGCCAUGCUCCAAAGUGAUUGUGAGGUUCCUGACUGUAAUGAUGAAGCAUGGCUACAUUGGAGAGUUUGAGAUUAUCGAUGAUCACAGGGGUGGAAAAAUUGUUGUUAACCUCACAGGGAGACUGAACAAGUGUGGUGUCAUUAGCCCCAGAUUUGAUGUUCAAGUAAAAGAACUAGAAAGGUGGCAGAAUGGUCUUCUGCCUUCCCGUCAGUUUGGGUACCUCGUUCUCACAACCUCAGCUGGCAUCAUGGACCAUGAAGAGGCCAAACGAAAACACACAGGAGGAAAAAUCUUAGGAUUCUUUUUCUAAAAUGUGAAACCAGUCUGCAAUAAAAUAUCCAAACAA
This is a messenger RNA of Pristis pectinata (smalltooth sawfish), 462 nucleotides long. RefSeq names its product ribosomal protein S15a (gene rps15a). Gene Ontology annotation, cellular component: cytosolic small ribosomal subunit; ribosome. Bases 34 to 426 code for a protein of 130 amino acids. Gene Ontology annotation, biological process: translation. The record is from RefSeq and is a predicted model, not a curated record. Gene Ontology annotation, molecular function: structural constituent of ribosome. The transcript has 5 exons. NCBI's taxonomy places the organism in Eukaryota, Metazoa, Chordata, Chondrichthyes, Rhinopristiformes, Pristidae.